GUGGACGAAAGUUCACUUUAAAAACCUUCUGCUGCUGUCUGUCUGUCUGUCUGCCUGUCUGUCUGUGUCUGUCUGUCUGUCUGUCCGGUCCACAGCUCCCUGUGACAGCAGCAGCUGCUCAACCAGAGACAGACAGACCUGAACGGAGACUUCUGACAAACAACAACAACAUGGCGAGCUCCUAAACUUUUACUUUUUUCUUCCCCAGAGGAGACCAACAUUUAUUUUUCGCCCGCCAGACGUUGACGGAAGCUCGUACCGACCCGGGAGCGGGAAAUGUCUCCGCUGCAGCGCUCCGUUUACUGGCGCCUCUCCCUCGUCUUCUUUUUCACCUCUUUCCUUUUCUUUGUCGACAUUUUCACGGCCGCCAUCGUCGCGGCCACCUGUCACCAUGACAACGCCACUUUCCCCGGAACGUUGGAGAGCAACCAAUCACGGCGCGAGGAGGACGUCGCUGAUUGGUCGACGGAGAGCGGGAACCGAGACUCAGUGUGUGGUUGGGCAGACCGGUUGUCCUACGGUCAGACUCUCUUCAUGGUCGGGAUGCUGCUGGGAUCUCUGGUCGGAGGGGCGCUAUCUGACAGGUACGGGAAGCGCCCGGUGCUGCUGGUGUGCGUGUGCGUGCACGCCGUGUGCGGCCUCGUGCCCGCCAUCCUCCCUCAUCCAAUCCUCUUCCUCGCCGUCCGCUGCCUGACGGGCGUCUGCUGCUGCUGCAUCAACAUCUGCUCCUUCAGUCUGGCCGUGGAGUGGACCCCCCCCGCGGCUCGGCUCUGGCCACCGGCCUUCCUGCCGUUCUGCUUUAGCCUGGGGACGAUGGGCGGAGCUCCGCUGGCCUGGCUCAGCCCCACCUGGAGACAGCUUCACCUGUCGCUGGCCCUGCCUCAGCUCGUCUGUCUGCCGCUCUUCCUUGCGAUCCCAGAGUCUCCUCGCUGGUUGCUGUUGAAGAGGAGGAUGGAUGUUCUGGACCGUUACCGUGGCAACAGCCCUGCAGAUAAACAGUGUCUGGACCUGCUGCUGGACUCGGCCUGGUCCGACCUGCAGAAAGCCACCGAGGUUCAGAAGGAGCUGCCUCCUGGAGGCCACGCCCCCAGCGACAUCAUCCACCUCAGACACCCGACCGUCCUGCUGCGGCUGUUUAUCAUGAGCUACCUGAGUGCAGCGUCGGCGCUGACGUACUUCGGCAUCUGUAUGAACAUCGGCUCGUUUGGUGUCGGCGUCUACUCCGCCCAGUUCUUCUCCGGCCUAUCGGAGGCUCCCUGCCUGCUGGUGCCGUUGGUUCGGCUGGGACGGCGGCCACUGAGCGUGCUCGCUCUGUUCCUGAGCGGAGCGGCCUGCUUCCUGUCGUUACUGCUGUCCAGAUGCAACGGUGAGCCGGUGCUGGUGAUGAGUCUGGCUCUGCUGGGGAAACUCUGCAUCCUCGCCGCCAUCUUCAUCUCCAUCCUGUACAGCAUCGAGCUGUUCCCCACCGUGGUCCGACAGCGCUGCGUGUCCGUGGUCAACUUGUCUUUCCGGCUCGGCUGUCUGGUCAACUCCCUCGUGCCCCCCAACUCCAACGGAGCCAUCUCAUUGGCCGCCAUGGUCGUGUACAGCAGCGGACCAAUCGCAGGCUGCUGGCUGUGCCUGCUGCUGCCGGAGACCAGCGGCGUCCCACUUCCUGAUUCUGUGGAGGACUGUGACAGGCAGCCUCGGCCCCGCCCACCCAGCAUGGCCGCCCUCUGGAGGAUAUGGAAGUUGGUGAGCAGCCAAACCAGGAAAACGGAGAUCCUCCCCGCAGAGAAAGACGACACGCACGCACCAAGCACAGGACUGAUCUGAGCACGCUCAGUCGGACUCUGUAAUGAACAGCUUGUCUUUUGUUUUGUUUUUCUGUGUUUUAAAUUAAAGACCAAAGACGAGUUGAUGAUUUUAUGUGACCUGCUGCGUCGUUAAGCCCCGCCCCCUUUUGGGUGAAAUUUGACCUUUUUUUAAUAAAGAAAUAGUUUGUUUUGC
Messenger RNA from Dicentrarchus labrax (European seabass), 1989 nucleotides. RefSeq names its product solute carrier family 22 member 13. The transcript is spliced from 9 exons. The record is from RefSeq and is a predicted model, not a curated record. Gene Ontology annotation, biological process: transmembrane transport. Gene Ontology annotation, molecular function: transmembrane transporter activity. Lineage: Eukaryota; Metazoa; Chordata; Actinopteri; Moronidae. The coding region runs from base 277 to 1815 and encodes 512 amino acids.